GGGGAAGUCCAGAAGGAGAGAGGAAGAAAGCAGACACUUCAUGAGGCUGUGGAGGGAGUGAUCUGGAUAUGGAGGGGGACAAAUUCUCAGCACUAAAGAGGUCGUUUGAGGUGGAGGAGUCUGACAUCUCCAUCAACCCCUCCCCUCUGUCCCGUAGGACCAACCUCCGCUCCUCCACCUCCAGCCAGCGAAGCUUCCACGAAGCCCGCAACUCUGACAACCCCUCCAGAACCUCGCCUUCUGACUCCAACCCUUGCUCCCCCAAAACCAGCCUGAGACGCAUGGAGCUGUCCGGGGGAGUGGUAGGAGGCCGUGCCCUGGAUACAGCCUCCACCCGCCGGACCGAGAUCUCUAUUGAGGUGUCAUCCAAGCAGAUUGACAGCUCGCCCAGCCCGGGUAUCGCCCGCUUCGGCCUGAAGAGGCCUGAGGCCCAGAGUCUUGGUUCUCGAGCCGGAGCCGUCCCAGAGAGCUCCACCAGCUCCAGCUCGGCACACAGACGGGCAGAGAUCUCACUCUCUCGGCCCCACGAGCCCCCCGGGGCACCCAGGAGGGGGGACUCCCAGCCUCCCUUAGCCACCCGGAUCCCUGACCCCCCUCAGAGGAGGACCGACCCCACCAUGGUCAGCCCUGUGGAGGGCUUUACUUCCAGGAGACCCGAGAUGCCUGUCUUCCGACAGCCAGAGAUGACAGCACCACCUCCGGUCAGGGUGGUGGAGAACAACAGCCACCCCCCAGUGCCCAGUGGCCCCCUGCCCAGCCUGGUGGAGCCCAGGAGCGAGAGGACACAGCCUCCGGUCAGCGAGACGCCCGUCGUCAGACCUAUAGAGAAGGUCACUACCAGCUACAGCAGUAGAGCCAUGUCUGAGGUGGCCGUGUCCGAGAUGAUGAUGCCACCCCAAUAA
Messenger RNA from Oncorhynchus gorbuscha (pink salmon), 902 nucleotides. Its product is annotated as septin-9-like. The record is from RefSeq and is a predicted model, not a curated record. Bases 69 to 902 code for a protein of 277 amino acids. NCBI's taxonomy places the organism in Eukaryota, Metazoa, Chordata, Actinopteri, Salmoniformes, Salmonidae. The transcript has 3 exons.